GAGCUGAAAUUGAACAACUGGCAGGGGAAUCAAAUCCAGAGUAGAACUAGUAUCUUUUUUUAAAGUUUUUGUUAUUAUUUUAGUAAGGUAGAUGGACCUCAAGCCAGAGAAAAUACAGCGGGUCCUUUCUAAGUACAAGUUUCGCGAUGUCGCCAUUGAGGAGCUACAAAAAAUCCAUCGAAUCUUCCCAGAUUUGGAUCCACAUCCAGGGACUUACACAUUCACUGACAGCAGCCAAAAAGACCUUCUAAAAUUAAUUGGCGUCAUUCCUGUAAAGUAUGAUGGUCGCUCCUACAACAUCCCUAUCCAGCUGUGGCUUCUGGACUCAUUCCCCUUCACUCCACCGAUAUGCCUCCUUAAACCCACCUCCAACAUGGUGAUCAGAGAGGGAAAACAUGUCGACGCCAAGGGGCGGAUCCACCUUCCGGGACUUCACAACUGGGAUUAUCCCAGGUCAUCUGUCGUUGGUCUCCUAAAUGAGAUGAUCAAGAAGUUUGAGGAGGUCCCUCCGCUUUCGUCAAAACCCACAGAGGACACCAAAGACCCCCAUGAGCUCAUGGCGUUUGUCUCUAAUCUUCAGAUCAAUGAUGGUGACAAUCGACAUCUCAGCCAACAAAACAUCAAAGUUUCAGUAAUUGGAGGAGGGGAUUUGGGCAUGGCGUGUGUGAUGAGCAUUUUAUCUAAAUGUAAUGUGGACAAACUAGUUUUCAUUGACCUUACCGAAAGCUCCACUAAAGGCGGGAGUACAGAUCUUGAAAUGUUUCAUCUGCCAAAGGUACAGGUAUCCAAAGAUCUUUCAGCUUCUGCAGGAUCAAGGGUCAUAGUUGUGACGGCAAACUCCUGGAGCAGUGAAGAGUCAUACGUUAAGGUGGUCCAGACUAAUGUGGAUCUAUACAGAGGAAUAAUCCCCAGUUUGGUACAUUUUAGUCCCAACACUCUUCUGCUCAUUGCAUCCCAACCAGUGGACAUCAUGACGCAUGUUGCCUGGAGGCAAAGUGGUCUCCCUCCGACACGAGUGAUCGGAGCCGGGUGUAACCUGGACUCAGAGCGGCUGAGCUACAUUCUGACUGUUAAUCUGAAUUUGCACAAACCCGCAUGGGUCAUAGGAGAGCUCUCAGACAACAAAGUUCCUGUAUUGAGUAAUGUUGGGCUGAAUUCUAAUGGAACACCAGAGAUCGCCAGAUCCAACUCCCACAAACCAUUGUUAGACAGAGGAUUUGGGCUGAUGAAAAAUCAAGGCCAGCGGUCCUGGUCUGUGGGUCUUUCUGUUGCUGACAUCACCAACAGCAUCCUGACAGACAAGAACAAGACUCAUUCGAUCUCUACACUGGCUCAGGGCUGGGGCGGCAUAGGCGCGGAGGUGUUCCUCAGCUUGCCGUGCAUGUUGGGAGCGAAUGGAUCCGCUCGGUUGGCUGGAGUAUCACUGGGACCUGAAGAAGACUCUAAAAUCAGGACAAGUGUUAACACUCUCUCCACCCUCAUGAGUCAGUUAAGGAUAUGACUGAGGAGCAGUCAGGGAAUGCCCUCUGCUUCACAUGAAGGACAGUGAUUUCGAUGAAGUUUAAAAAGAAAAACUAGACACCAAAGGCAUAAUUUCCAACACAUGGAAAUUGUGCAAUAAUCUAAUGCAAGAAAAUAUAAGUUGCACUUUUUAUUUUAAGUUCAAGGCCUCAGAUGCCUGCUUUGCACUUUGUCAUGCUGCAAUAAGGUAAUGUUUUGUUUUCUUUUAAAGUCAUGGGAUUUUGUGCAAAACAUCUUUAAGAUGAGCACAAUCUUCUGAAGCUGCUUAUUCUGUUAAAUCACUACAGCAGCUGCUAUUUAGAAUACUUUAUUUCUGGAAAGUGAACAGAAUUUUGUCAAAAUCAAGGUAUUUGAUCAUGAAGAUGUACUAUGUGCACUAUAAUCCAGAGGUGGUUUGGGCUAUAAAUCAGUAGAUUGACUCAAGUACAGCUUUUGUGUCUGCUGUUAUCCUGUUUCCUCAUUAGA
Molecule: messenger RNA, 1986 nt
Organism: Cyprinodon variegatus (sheepshead minnow)
Lineage: Eukaryota; Metazoa; Chordata; Actinopteri; Cyprinodontiformes; Cyprinodontidae
Gene: uevld
Product: ubiquitin-conjugating enzyme E2 variant 3-like
Exons: 12
Coding region: 92-1501 (469 amino acids)
Biological process (GO): carboxylic acid metabolic process; protein modification process; protein transport
Molecular function (GO): oxidoreductase activity, acting on the CH-OH group of donors, NAD or NADP as acceptor
Source: RefSeq, a predicted model, not a curated record